Messenger RNA from Physella acuta, 729 nucleotides. RefSeq names its product COX assembly mitochondrial protein homolog. Lineage: Eukaryota; Metazoa; Mollusca; Gastropoda; Physidae. The record is from RefSeq and is a predicted model, not a curated record.
UAGAAUGCAAUAAACAUGGCUUCCACCUUGAAAACAGAAAUGAAAGAAGUAUUUCAUGUAUUACCUGAUACAUACAGCGGUGGUCCCCACGGAUUAGGGGAUCCUGAUGACAAAACUCUAAGAAAGGCUGAAAAAGAAAUCAUGAUUCCACAGAAAAUGAAGUUGAAAGCUAAAAAAGAGAGGUGUGCUGAUGAAGUCAGAAAUUUUGGUACAUGUGCAAAAGAAAAUGGACUACUGUUACCUUUUAAAUGUAGAAGUCAAGCUAAGGCCAUGGAAGUUUGCCUUUCCUCUGCUUACAAAGAUCCAGAAUUUGUUGAACUGUGCACACAAGAAUAUUUGCAAGAAAGAUCAGAAUACCGACGGACUGGAAUAAAGACUAAGCAGAGGAAAAAGGAAGAAGCAUGAAUGUAUUUUUUGACUGAGAGGGUUUGAAAGUAUGUUUUUAUUUUCUUGAAUGAUGAAGUAUGUUUUUUUCUCUCUUGAAUGAUAAUUUAGUCUGGACGUGAAUCAUUUUGUCAGAGCUGAAUUAGAGGUGUGAUGCUAUUUUUGUUGUUUGUAUACUAUGAAAUUUUAUUUCAAAAAGAAAAAAAUUCUAAAUCUUGAAAACUCAUUGUUUAGAAAACGUUAAAUUAAGAUUAACAGCUCUAUGUUUACCACUUUGAACAGACAUUACAUUGUGAUAAGUGAAUGCACUUUAUAUUUAUGUAUUUUUUCAUGCAAUAAAAAUCA